AGUUCUAGUAACAAGGGUUAUUUAAUUUGCAGACUAGCCUACAUUAAAUGCAUUAAGUUGUCGAAGAUAAAUCAAUCAAAUAUAGCACGGCCGAUAUGAACAAGUCAAAGACUUGAUGACUAACGACAACCCUAAAAUCUCUCGAAAUCUCUGUACACAACGUUUUAUAUAUGUGUGUGUAUUCACGAGGAAAACAGCUCUACUAAGAGCACACUAAAGUGGCCGCCAUAUUGCUGCAACGUGUUAUCUACUCAGUAGAGAGUCACAGCGACGAGUGCAAAAACAACGAACGAGCUAUAUGACCACAUAUAUGCGUAUAUAUGUGUGAGUGUGUGCAAAGGCAGUAUCGAUCGAAUAGAAACGGCAAGACACAGGCAUUAUAAGCGACAGUUGGAAAAUUUCAUUUCAUUGAAACACAUCUGUGCUUAAAAAUAUAAAAACAAAGAGAGCGUGUUAUUAAAAUAAGUAAAAAACGAAAUACUGCUCUAAAUCUUAAUUGAGACAUUUGAUAUAAUCAAUAAGCCCUUUGUGAAAUAUUAGAGUGAAAUACUCAGAAAAUAAAAGCCAAAAUUAUGAAUUUUACUGCGCUUACUCUGUUUGCGGGCAUUAUCGCCCUGGCCAGCGCUGACAACUACGCCUGUCACUCCAAUGUGACUUACGGCUGCAGUAACAGUGUCUCAAGCCCAGUGAUGUGCCAUUCCCGUUUUGGUGGCAUUGAAAAUGUCGAAUCUGGCAUUCAAUCCUACAUCAACUUGAAUCUGCACAAGUCCUACCAAUAUCUAUUGUUGUCAUCCUUCUACAACUCAUACCAAAAGAAUCGUCCCGGUUUCAACAAGCUCUACCGUUCGCUGUCGGACCGCUCUUUCGAUGAUGCUAUUGAUUUGAUUAAACAUGUGACACGUCGCGGCGGCCAGGUUGACUUCCGUGCCAUCAGUCAGCAUCCCAACUCUAUUGCUCAAAGUAAAUUGAAAUUGGAGGAGGAUGAAUUACACUCAUUGGGCAUUGCUUUGGACAUUGAGAAGACUUUGACCGCCGAUGCUGGCCACGUACACUAUCAGUCGACACAUGGACGCCCACAUGACCCACAGACCGCUCACUACAUUGAGGAGAAAUUCUUGCACAAGCAGGCUGAUUCAGUACGCCAGGUUUCGGGCUUCGUCAACGAUUUGUCGAAGAUCAUGAACCAACCCGAUCCCUCAUUGGGCAUCUACUUAUUCGAUCAGUACUUGGAGAAGCAAUAAAUGAUGUUGCUGAAGUGAAGAUUGUGCGCUGACUUACAUGAUAGUUCAGCUGACGCUGAUAAUAACCAUCUAAUAUAAACUACGUGCAAGAAUCUAUACGUAUUUCUUUUAUUACAUUACAAACGAAAACAAAACGAUGUAACAAAAUUUGAUUGAAAAUAUAUAAAUUCCAACUUUGCGCAUUUAAACCUUCAGCUUUAUGACUGUUAAUUAGACAUCAUCCAAACAAGUUCUGCUUAUGGCACAAAAGCGCAUCCAUGAAAUUUUAUGUAUUAUUACAAAUAAGUGCUAUUAAAUUUUGAAUUGUUCAUUUCUAUUAUUAUUAUUUACUCUACAUGAAAUUGUAACUCUUUUCUAGUGCUUUACUUUACAAAAUAUAAAUGUUAAAUUAACGAAAUAGUAAAAAAAAUUCAAAAAUCGGCUCUCAUAUUUAUUUGUUUGCAUUGAAUUGUGACAUUUGGUGCUAGAAUUUGUACAAAAACUAAAUAAAUAAAUGUGCGAGUGAUAAGCAAAAAUCUCAAA
Molecule: messenger RNA, 1763 nt
Organism: Bactrocera oleae (olive fruit fly)
Lineage: Eukaryota; Metazoa; Arthropoda; Insecta; Diptera; Tephritidae
Source: RefSeq, a predicted model, not a curated record